AUGAGAAUCUGUGUUUUCCAAUCGGCUUUCGUAGGGCCCAAUCAGAUUGAAGAUCAUAGUCCUAGCCAGGACCCAAGCAACUUCACUGAUCAGCAUACAUUCGAAACCGUCUGGAUCCACAAGAACACGGCAAAUCAAGAGAUAGAUGAGGCCAUUGCUAAAGGCUAUGAUUUCUACUUCAACUUCAUGUGGGGUCAGCGUGAAGACAAUGUAGCAGGGAUCGAGGCAUGCAAAUAUUUCGAAAGCUUUGACCUUCCAUCCAUUGGCCAACGAAGUACUGUUCUUGAACGUACCAAGAAUGACUUCUAUGAGGAUGCUCGCCGGUUGGGCUACCCUCGGGUCCCUGGUCCCAGUCUCACUGCUGAUACCAAGAUCCCUCAGUACCCCCUCUUCGUGAAGCCAGCUAGUAGUUGUGGGAGUAUGUUCAUUUCGCCGAAGUCACGAUGUCGCAAUCGUGAAGAGCUGGUUGAAUGCCUGGCAUAUCUCGAUAAAGAAUUAGACGCCGGGCGAGCAGAGGCUGCGCUUUCGCGAAAGACGGGAGCUACCGUACCACCGACAAUAAUAGAUGGUGUCUCUAUCCCUACCGACUUAGUAGUACAGGAAUACAUUUCUGGGUGGGAUCAUUCCGUUGUUGUUAUCGAGGUCGGUGACUGUCCUGUCGCCUUGAAUCCUGAACGAUAUGUCUAUCCUCAAGGAUUCAAACCAUACGAAGAUUUCCUCACCUUCGAAAUUAAAUUUCACGACGAAACAAGCGUAACACUCCUUGACUACGAAGAGGAACCAGUGCUCUUCAAAAAACUCCAAGAGGUCGCCAUUCAGGCAUGGAAUGCCAACAGAAUGGCUGGCCAGAGCUGGGGAAAUGUCGAUAUCCGUGUUCCACCACCCGGUCACGGAGAACCCGUCGCCCUUGAAGUUAAUCCGAUGCCAGCCGUCUUUCUACCCCCUCCAAAAGAGUGGGAAGACUUAGCCGUCCGUUUAUCCUUCCCAGGAGGACACCCAGCUUUGAUAAAUACUCUGAUCGCUAGCCAGAUGUUGAGACGACGGGCACGCGAGCCGACUUCCAAGAUUGUAGGAGAGGUUUACGACAACUUAAGCUCUAAGUACGAUGAAAUUGUACAUUCGGCGGCUAACUCGCAAUAUGGUGGCUUCUUCGACAUGGCAAUCGCUCGUAUAGGGAAGUCUGGAGGCACAAUUCUCGAUGUCGGCUCGGGCACCGGAUUAUUCGGCCGCGCAUUGAGGCAAAAAACGCAACAGAUAACCCCUCCAGAGUCAGAGUCGGACUCCGGCUCAGAUAACGAGGCACAAAAGUUAUCAUUGGAAUCAAGACCCAAGCUGCCGCGAGAAUGCAUUAUUACCGGUAUUGAAUUAUCCAAAGGAAUGGCUGAGAUGUGCGAGAAAACCGGCGUCUACAAUAAGGUCCACAUCGGCCCCGCGCAGUCUCUUAUCACGAGCAUCGGAUCCUUCGACCACAUUGUCAGCUUUUCGGUACUGUAUUUCUUAACACCCGAGGAGUUCACCAUGACAAUGGUGCGGGCAUUCCAACUUGCUCGGAAAUCGCUGGCGGUGAGCCUCGAUGAGAUACCGGAGUCUUAUACCAAUAAGCUCAUUGAGAUGGGACCACCACAUUCGCAUAUGAUCGGGCACAAUCACUUGCCCAUUAUGGAAAAAAUGUUCUGCGAUACGCCACCUGCUGGGUGGAAGUUAGUCGAUAAGCAUCGGCAAUGGGGGUGGAAAUCGCCAAUUGCGGGGUCUGAGGUUUAUGUAACUUUAUAUUCUUUCGAGCGACUAGCUUGA
This is a messenger RNA of Orbilia oligospora ATCC 24927, 1794 nucleotides long. RefSeq lists its product as uncharacterized. The transcript has a single exon. Gene Ontology annotation, molecular function: metal ion binding; D-alanine-D-alanine ligase activity; ATP binding. Bases 1 to 1794 code for a protein of 597 amino acids. Lineage: Eukaryota; Fungi; Ascomycota; Orbiliomycetes; Orbiliales; Orbiliaceae. The record is from RefSeq and is a predicted model, not a curated record. Gene Ontology annotation, biological process: peptidoglycan biosynthetic process.